GAUGUGGGCUCGAUAAUAACACAAAAGUCAAAAUUUCAAAAAUAUGAAUUUUUAAUAUCAAAACUUUUUGCCUCGCUUUUCGUGAGUAUUUAAUGUAGAUUUCGAAAAGGAAGUUUUUUAAACAGGGGACUGGCGAUGUCGUGGGGGAAUAAUCGAGUAAGAGGCAACCCACAUAGUGUCCAGAAGGUAUUUAAUAAUCAACACAGGCAAACUUUAAUUCAUCUGAUCACUGAUUUUUAUCAUGCCCUUGUCAUCUUGUGAAUCGAGCCUUUUUAUUUUACUAAAUACUAUGAUUGUUUUUCCACAGUUACUUGAUGAGAAUGCACAACUUAUUCAGGUAAAAUAUUCUCACUAUAUAAAAUAAAUCUCAAAUUUUUAUUUCUCGAUUUGUUGUAUAAAUAAUAGUUUGAAUUAGUUAAUUUUAUUAAUUAAUGCUAUUAAUUAAUUAAUUAUAUUGAUUAGUAAUGAAUCAAUUAAUGGUAUUAAUUCAAGUAAUUAAUCUAUUAGAUAAUCUAUUAAUUACUGGUGGUUAAUUAGUUAUUAAAUCAAUUAAUUGGCAGUGGUUAAUUAAUUAUUAAUUAGUUAAUUAAUAUUAUAAGUUUUUGUUUUAGGCUAUUGUGGACUACCAAAACAAGGGGAAGGCUGCUGAGUGUGUUCAGUAAGUAUGAGGGCUUUGUUAUGUGGUGCAGUUUUUCAUAAUAAUAUCAACUAAUAUCCAAUCAACUAUGCAAUUAUACUCCGCCAGCUUUUCAAUAUGGCAUUGAUAGCUUUUGCCGAUCAUUUCCCACAUGAUUAACAUACUUUUUGCGUGAUUGCAUAACAUGAUUGCAUAAUUUUUGGAAAAGCAUGCAACUGAAAAAUGUACUUGGGAAUUACUGUAAUAACAUACAUUUUGUUUCUAUUUGACAAAUAGCUGAUUGCUGACCAUUAUAAUCUAAACUGAUUCCGUGCAAUUUCUUGUGAUGUAUAGCAGAGCCAUAAACCUUUUGCUAAUUGUCCAGCAAACAGCCAAACACUAAAUGUGUUUAUUUAAAAUGUUGACAUUGUUUUCACUUGUUUUAGGUAUCAACAGCUUCUUCACAAGAAUCUGAUGUAUCUGGCCAGUCUUGCUGACUCAACUCAAAAUAUUCAAGCAAUGUUGCCACCUGUAUGUGUCAUUAAGUAGUAUCACUUAUUUCAUAAAAUAAUAAAGGCACAUUGCAGUGCAAUUCAACUCAAUGGGUUAAUAAAUUAACAUCUAAUUGUGCAAAAUCUGUUUUUCAGCCUCCUACGUCAAACCAGGUGUCUAAUAUUACACCUGCAUCUUCUGCCAUGGGAGUACCCUCAAAUAAUGUACCUGGAAAUCUACAGGACAGGAAGGGACAAGCAGGUAUAUCCAUGGAUCAAAGUUCAGCAGGAAUACCCAUGACAUCACAAGUCAUCUCAUCCACUGUAUCACAGAUGACCAGUGGUAUACACACCUCACCAGCACCAAUGACCACUGCUUCUGGUGAUGGUACUAGCAAUGUAUAUGGUGAGUAAUGAUAAAACUUAUAUCCAAGUACAUAGGCGUAGAGUUUUUGUUUUGUCUUGGGGGGCUGAAAAUUUUUUUUUCGGACAACAACCUUCCCCCUUUAGGUAAAAAUUGACAAGUACAUUGCAAUUGCUCCGGUACUUACCUCAAUUUUCAUACCAAACAGUAUUAGCACAAAAACAACAACAACAUUACAGCUAUUAGUUCUGCAAAGGCCUCGGGGCUAAGACCCUGCAAGAUUUAGGACCCAACCCCCCAUACUCUACGCCUAUGUCCAAGUAGGAAUGCACAAGAGCCAAUCCUGAUCCUGAUCAAUGAGAUAAAAAAUCCUGAUCAAUGAGAUAAAUAAUAAUUUUUUUAAAAAUUCAUAAAGAGCCCCAACCCACUUCAAACUUUCUGACAAUUGUUGAAAAUCAUUUUCUGACAAUUGUUGAAAAUCAUUUCCAUUGCCAAAACAGUUAGUCUUAACUGCUAAAAAUUUGUUGAAAAAUUUCAGCAAAAAUGCAAACGGGGGACCACAGGCAUCCCUAGGGUGAAUAAAGGGGCAACCACAGGAAAUUUUUUAAAAAUUCAUAAAGAGCCCCAACCCAUUUCAAACUUUCUGAUAAUUGUCGAAAACCAUUUCUCUCAUCAAAACAGUUAUAGUUUCAAAAAAUUUGGAAAAUUUUGGUAAAAUGCCAUGGGAGGAUCACAGGAAUUUUUUUAAAAAUUAAAAAAUGCCUCAACGAAAUGCCUCGAUGUACUCUAAACUUUCUGAAAAUUGUUGAAAACCAUUUCAUUCAGUGAAACAAUGCUGGUUUUUUGUAGGUGGAAAUGUCAAUAUGAGCUCACAGUCUUUGGAUGCUUCCUCACCACCUGCACCAGGGUACCCAGGAAAUGUUAAUCAAAUGAUGGCGCCGAGCCUGGCCGCGACAGGGCAGACUAUCAUGCAAGGACAACAACAAAAUUACAUGCCUAACGUGCAUCCAACACGCAUGCAACAACAAGGACAACAGUUUAUGAUGCAACAAGGUGUUGGUAUGGGUUACAACAGACCACCCGUACAAAUGCACCCAUCCCAGUCAGCGCAUCACCAACAACAGAUGAACCAACCAUAUACGGGAAAUCCAGGACUUGCAGGUCAAUCAGGCAUGGUCGGUUAUCAGCAAGCCGCGGCAUCCUAUGAUCAAUACAACCCUAUGCAACAACAUAUGAAUAUUGCGGGAUAUAAUAAUCCAUAUGUACCUCAGUAAGCAGACAUGUAUAUAAUAUAGUUAUUAUUCGCCAAACAUAGACUGUAAUAUGUUUUAUUUUUACCUCCAAUUUUAACACGUUAACCUUUACUUUUUCCCAAUUUGACCAAAAUUGGACAAGAAGUAGCCCCUUGAUAUUUUGGUCAUUUUUUACCACUGUUCCACCCGUCUUUUCAUCCAAAUUAUAGAAUGUGGAACAGUGUUUUCGUCUAACUAACUAACUAACUAACUAACUAACUAACUAACUAACUAACUAACUAACUAACUAACUAACUAACUAACUAACUAACUAACUAACUAACUAACUAACUAACUAACUAACUAACUAACUAACUAACUAUACAUUUCAUGCGUUUAGAUUAAAAAUAAAAAAGUGGCUAAAAAUGGAUGAAUAGUUAAGGGUUAGCCUUUAGUUUUUGCCCCUUUUUCAAAAUCAAAAAGUGGUUAAUAUUGGCUGAAAAGUUAAGGGGUUAGCCUUUUGUUUUUUUGCCACUUUUACCCCUUUUUCAAAAUGGGGUAAAGUUUAGUUUUUGUGUUACGGCUACGGUUAGCGACUAACACUUUCAUAUACCUAGAAGUGGGAUGUUAAGAUGAUGAAUUUCGGGAUUGGGGGAAUGCUAUUAUAUAACUUCAUUAACUUAUGACACGCAUAAAACGUAUGCCAUGAACGUCUUUUGUUGUUUCAGAGUAUAUUCGUAUUUUGAGUGAUUUCUCAAUUAUCAAAUUAAUCAAAGCAUAUACUGAUAAAAAACCCUUGAAAUCAUAUCUUAUAAUAUCCGUUUGUUAAAGAGAAUAGGUCAUGACUCAAGCCUUUGUUUCAUAUAUUUAAUAUAAUAUAAUAUAAUAUAAUAUAAUAUAAUAUAUAAUAUAAUGAAUUUGUCACUUUAUACACGAUACAAACUAAUUAAUUAAAGACAAAUAAAAACAGAUACAAAUCGUGACAGGGGAAAGGAACAGGACUCUCGUCCCAAUUGACACCUAACCCCUAAAAAGACGUUAAAUAUAAAUAAAGAUAAAGAACAGGUUAUAACACAUUAGUUAUAACAACUUAUACUAGCUAAGGUUUGAAUCGUGACUAUAAAAGUACUGAACGUUUACACACUGCGACUUGCCCACUAUGCAGAUUACUAUUAUGAAUUAUUCAAAAUCAAUUUGGAAAUCACGAGUCAAUUUAUAACAUAUUUGUAAAUAUGAGAAUGGCCGGAUGAUGGUUCAAACAAAUCGCAAUGUGUAGACGCUGAUCACGCAGUGCCCGGAGGUACGUAAUGCGAUAACUUAGUAGAAUACAACUUAUGAAGAUGAGACUUGAAAAUACUUAAAGAAUUGGAGGAUUUGACAAGAGACGGUAGAGUGUUCCAUAGUUCAACCGUUCUAAUGAAAAAAGAAUUUCUAAAAUAGUCCUGCUUGUGUUUAAUUAUAAGAUUAUAGUUGUUUUUAUCAUAAUUUCUUGAUUGGUAUCCAGGUUCAAAAGUACAUAUAUAUUUGUUCACAUCAGUAGUAAUUGCUCCAGUUCUAGAUUUAAAAAGUAGGCAUAUGUCUGAGAUAUCUCUUCUGAACUCAAGAGGGAGAAUCUUGAUCUUCGCGAGUCUGUCGGCAUACGUUAGGUCCUGUGGAUAGUCAAGAAUAAACUUUGUUGCCCUC
Molecule: messenger RNA, 4386 nt
Organism: Paramuricea clavata
Lineage: Eukaryota; Metazoa; Cnidaria; Anthozoa; Malacalcyonacea; Plexauridae
Source: the annotation of a GenBank genome assembly